UAAUAUAAAUGCUAAUGUGAAUAUUGGUAUAAAUUCUGGCACAAUUAUAAGUAGUGAUGUAAACAUCGAUAUAAACUCUAGUAUAGAUGCUGAUAUGAACUUUGAUGCUACUAUGAACUUUAGUGUAGAUGCUGUUAUGAACUUUGAUGAGAAAGCUGUUAUGAACUUUGGUGCAGAUGCUUUUAUGAACUUUGAUGAGGAAGCUGCUAUGAACUUAACUUUGGACUCAGCAAUUUGGGCGGUAGCAGCUUCGGGAACAACAGCUUGA
Messenger RNA from Ambispora leptoticha, 268 nucleotides. Lineage: Eukaryota; Fungi; Glomeromycota; Glomeromycetes; Archaeosporales; Ambisporaceae. The record is from the annotation of a GenBank genome assembly.